Messenger RNA from Zea mays, 1370 nucleotides. RefSeq lists its product as uncharacterized. The transcript is spliced from 10 exons. Gene Ontology annotation, cellular component: cytoplasm. Bases 107 to 1207 code for a protein of 366 amino acids. The record is from RefSeq and is marked provisional. NCBI's taxonomy places the organism in Eukaryota, Viridiplantae, Streptophyta, Magnoliopsida, Poales, Poaceae. Gene Ontology annotation, molecular function: phosphatase activity.
CAAAGAGUCGCUAGCGCGUACAUGAGCGUCCAAACCUUAACGUACUACACGCCAACCAAACGCCACCCGAUAAUAAAAACAGAGCGCCACACGAGCGGGCGCAACGAUGCUUCAGGUUCGCGCGUCCUCGGCCUUCCUCCCCUCCACCUCCUCCCCCUCCCCGCCAUCCUCGUCGCAGGCACCGGCGCCAGCGCCGUUCCGGCUCUCGGGGAAGAGCCAGCGGCGCGGCGGGCUGAUCGCGGUGCCGCAGGCGAGCCGCGUGGCUAGGCGGUCCGUGAUGGCAGCGGCGGGGGCAGCCGCAGCCGCCCCGGCGGCGGCCAAGCUCGAGGACGCCGACGCGCUCAUCGACUCUGUGGAGACCUUCAUCUUCGACUGCGACGGUGUGAUCUGGAAGGGCGACAAGCUGAUCGACGGCGUGCCGGAGACUCUCGACCUGCUCCGAUCAAAGGGCAAGCGGCUGGUGUUCGUGACCAACAACUCCACCAAGUCGAGGAAGCAGUACGGCAGGAAGUUCGAGACGCUGGGGCUGAGCGUCGACGAGGAAGAGAUCUUCGCUUCGUCUUUCGCAGCCGCCGCGUACCUGCAGUCCAUCGAUUUCCCCAAGGACAAGAAGGUGUAUGUCAUCGGAGAGGAAGGGAUUCUGAAGGAGCUAGAGUUGGCUGGAUUUCAGUACCUCGGUGGGCCCACAGACGGAGACAAGAAGAUAGAGCUCAAGCCUGGUCUCUACAUGGAGCACGACGAAGAUGUGGGAGCGGUCGUGGUGGGAUUUGAUCGCUACUUCAACUACUACAAAGUUCAGUACGGGACACUGUGCAUCCGUGAGAACCCAGGGUGCCUUUUCAUCGCAACAAACAGGGACGCCGUCACCCAUCUUACUGACGCCCAAGAAUGGGCAGGUGGCGGAGCAAUGGUCGGUGCACUUCUCGGUUCGACUAAGCAAGAACCGCUCGUGGUCGGGAAGCCAUCCACCUUCAUGAUGGACUACCUGGCAAAGAAGUUCGGAAUCACAACAUCCCAGAUAUGCAUGGUGGGGGACCGAUUGGAUACCGAUAUCCUGUUUGGUCAGAAUGGAGGCUGCAAGACUCUCCUCGUCCUCUCAGGCGUGACUUCCCUGCAGACGCUUCAGAGCCCCGACAACUCGAUCCAGCCAGAUUUCUACACGAAUCAGAUUUCAGAUUUUCUCACCCUCAAAGCAGCAACUGUCUGAAGAGCCCGCGUUCCAUUUGCACAGCAUGUCAGCAUCGGCCUUUUUUUAACGAAUAAGGAAAUACAAAGGACGGAUUUGUUUUUUUUCACUCUUGUGUAAUCAUGGGAUAUCUUUAUGUGCAACAUCAGCCAUGCAAAUAUCAUAAGGAUGCCAAGAAUUAAUC